CGCCCACCGACGGCGAUGGCCACGGCGAGCCCCCCACUGCUACGCCGCCUCGCGCUACUACUUAACAGCCGCAUCCGCGCCAACCACCUUCUCGCCGCCUCCUACUCCUCGUCCUCCCACCAAACUGCCGCCGCCGCCGCCGCCACUACCGAGACGCCGACGCCGGCGGAGCCAGAGGCUGUCAGCAUGACGGAUAGUUGCGUCCGUAGACUGAAAGAGUUGCACGCUAAUGAACCAUCUGCUGAGGGUAACAUGUUGCGCUUGAGCGUUGAAGCUGGCGGGUGUUCUGGAUUCCAAUACACCUUCGUACUUGAUAACAAGAAAAAUGCAGAUGACAGAGUCUUCGAGAAGAAUGGCGUUAAGUUGGUUGUCGACAAUGUUUCAUACGACUUCGUGAAAGGUUCCACUGUGGAUUACGUAGAGGAAUUAAUACGGUCGGCUUUCGUGGUGUCAACCAAUCCGAGUGCGGUUGGAGGGUGCAGCUGCAAGAGUUCCUUCAUGGUUAAAUAAUUUCAGCACUAGUAACUUGAAGAGAGGUAGCAUGUGAGAGCUCUAUGUUGCAGACUAUAAUUAUAUUUGUUCAGUUGUCUACAAUACUUUGAUAGAUCCAAAUAAGUCCCUGCUAUUUCUUCUGUAUUUGUCGAAUCAUAUGUAUCAUACUGAUUUACUAGAAUAUAUUAGUUAUGUGGGGCAUCCUCAUCAUAGGCAUGGGCUGAGCCACCAGAUUCUUA
This is a messenger RNA of Lolium rigidum, 731 nucleotides long. RefSeq names its product iron-sulfur assembly protein IscA-like 2, mitochondrial. Gene Ontology annotation, cellular component: mitochondrion. Bases 16 to 510 code for a protein of 164 amino acids. Gene Ontology annotation, biological process: iron-sulfur cluster assembly. NCBI's taxonomy places the organism in Eukaryota, Viridiplantae, Streptophyta, Magnoliopsida, Poales, Poaceae. The record is from RefSeq and is a predicted model, not a curated record. The transcript is spliced from 4 exons. Gene Ontology annotation, molecular function: iron ion binding; 4 iron, 4 sulfur cluster binding; 2 iron, 2 sulfur cluster binding.